AUGGCUCUCCGGGGCCCUUUGAUCCCCUCGGCUCCCGGCGCGCGUGGCCCAUCCCUGACGAGGCUGACGGGCGCGCCAAGGCUGACACCCCCGGCCCGCGUGCCUCUGCUGACUUCGCCGCCCCCGCCGCCGCCGCCGCCGCAGCCUCGGGCGUCCGUGCUGACCUCGGCGCUGCCUCCGUCGGCGUGGCGGGUUGCCUUCCCGACGCCUCCGGCUCGUGUUGCCGUGCUGACGCCUCCUGACGCCCUUCGUCUCGCUUCGCUGACGCUCCGACCUUCUCUGAGACUUUCGCCGCGUUUGCCUCGCCUGCGGUUGACUCGACGCGUUCCUCUGCUGACGCGGCUGACCCCGCUGCCCGCCCUGACACCCCGUCAGAGUAUCCCUGCGCUGACGCCCUUGUCCCGCGUCCCUCCGCUGGAUUCUCCUCCUGACGAGAUACGCGCGAGAGGGCUGACACCGCUGAGGAGGGAGUCCAUGACGUCAGUCGGUGGCCGGUGUCAGCAAUCCGAUUCUGCUCACUGUUGUCAGGAGUAA
Messenger RNA from Penaeus vannamei (Pacific white shrimp), 534 nucleotides. The record is from RefSeq and is a predicted model, not a curated record. NCBI's taxonomy places the organism in Eukaryota, Metazoa, Arthropoda, Malacostraca, Decapoda, Penaeidae.